Molecule: messenger RNA, 3265 nt
Organism: Paramecium octaurelia
Lineage: Eukaryota; Ciliophora; Oligohymenophorea; Peniculida; Parameciidae
Source: the annotation of a GenBank genome assembly
AUGAGUGUUAGAUCAUUGAGAUAUUCGCAAAAUAGUAUGAGGAAAAACAAAACCGAACCUGACAAGCUUAGCAGAUUCUACCCUAAUGACAUGAGAGGUACUUAAAAAUGAAAUGUUUCUUAAGGGCCAUUCAAAUACGAACCUCUUUAAAAUAUUGCACAUCCAAUAUAACCUGAGGAUGAUAUUUCAAUAAAAGAUCCAACUCUGAAAACAGUUGACAAAUCGAGGAUUUCUCAAUCUUUUUAUCAAAAUAACUCUCCACAAUUGAGCUUCAGAUCGAGGACUCAAAAAAGUGAACCCGAAGAGAGUCCAUUUGUUUUAAGUUUUCCACCGAAAUAGCUCGAGAAUAUGCGUAAAAGAACCAAGAGCAGAUAAAUAUUUAACUUUGUCGAGAAAUUGAGAAGAAAGUUCAGAAUAGACCACAUGGCUAAGAAAUUUUAGUACCUAUACGAUUAGGAAAACAAUUUCGUAGACUACAGUUGUAAUUAUAAUAUCAUAAAAAGAGGGACCUUAUUGCCAUCCUCGAGAAUACUGCAAAGUUGGAAUGUGGCCUUCUAUAUUUUGUUGCACGUGAUACUGGUUUUUGUGCCUUUGUCCACAGUUUUGGAAAUCUAGGACAUCAAUUACGUCUGCGUGGGGUUCAAAUUAAUAGAUGUCGGAAUUCAGUUAUGUAGCUCCUUCACUCAAAAUGGGUUAUUGAUAACGAAUUUCAAAUAAAUAUCGCUUAGAUACUACAAAUAGUUUUUGUGUUAUGAUGCAGUAUAACCUUCCCUAUAUCCAAUAGAUUACAAUAAUAGGAUUCGUGUUCUUGAACACACUGCCCUCAUCGAUUAAAUACAUAGUACUUACACUGAUAGUGGUCAGUUAAAUAAGGAGGUAUUAUGAGAUAGAGGUCUUUUUAAAAUUGUAAGUAACUGAUUUAAUAUUUAGUGAGUAUAACUUGUUCUCUCCUCCUUUAUAAAUAAUAAACAGUAUUAUUAAGAUAGUCCUGCUCAUUCACAUAAUCACUUGCUAUCAAUAUGGACUAUUUUAUCACAGCAAUUCGUUAUUUGAUUCUUAUUUGUCCACCUUCAGUAUAGUGAUUUCUAUAUAUACUUUCAACUCAAAUUACCUACCCAACGGCUAGAACGAAAUGAUAUUUUACAGUUGUGUUGCCUUUAGUUCGGUCCUUAGUUUCGCCUAUUUAUUGACUCAGUGUCUAUAUCUGUUUAAGAAUGCGAGAUUCGCUACCCAAUUGAGUGAGUUUUUGGCUAUCAAUAAAUUGGAUUCGAAUUUGAAGUGCAAAAUCAUAAAUCAUAUAUUAAAUCAGCCUAAGUUUUACCAUAACUAGUUCGUCUCAAAAUUAUCAGGACAAUUGCUUCAGGAAUUCAAUACCAUACAGAGAUUCCAAUUGCUUACUAAAUAUUUUAAAUACUAUAAUCAGCACACGAUAUAGACCCUCAUCAAUUUUAGCGAAGAUGUUAUAUGUUAACCGAAUCAGAUAAUAGUAACAGAAUCUGAAUACGAUGACUGUUCGUUGUACUUUAUAGUGGAAGGCAAUUUUAAGGUCGUCAACAAGAUGGGAGUCCAACUCUAAAUAUUGGGAGUAAUAUAGUAAAUAAUUUUUUCAGCCAGAAUAAACGUUUGGUGAAAUCUCAUUUUACACUCAAUUGCCUAGAUCUGCCACAGUCGUAAGUGAAGGAGUCUGUAGGUUGUUGAGAAUAAGGAGAGACAUCUUCCUCAAACUCUUGACCUUCAGUGACAAAGUACUGAUAGUCCCCUUAUUUUUAGUAAUACUUCUACAGCAUGAGGGACAGAAUCCUCAUACACAAAGAUUUGCCAUGCCAAUGUUUUUGCUGUUCCUCUUAUGAUCAUUUGAUAACCAAAUGUCCAUUGUUAACAUUUAGACCAGACAGAGAAAAGGUGAUUAAAUCACUGAUAUAUCCCCGAAGGAAUUUGAGACAAGAAUGUACGAAUCUUAAUAAAUGUUUAAGAUAAACGGAGAAAAAGCAAGGACACAAAGGCUUAUGAAUUUGUAAAGGAUGCAGAAGUGAACCAAGAUUAUCUAUUAUAAUUGUAUUCGGAUAACCAUUUUCAAUCCUCAAAUCAAUUUAGUCAGUCCAAUUUGCCAUAUGACGAUGUGUACAUCAAGGAGAGUUAUGCAUCUGCUCAAAGUUUCAGUAGAGUAAGCAGAGAGAAAUCGCUAUUGAAAAGUACAUCCCUAUUGAGAGAGAAAUCAUUACAUGACUAAUAAUAAUCUAUCAUGAACGACGUGUAAGUAUUUCAUCUAUCAUUUUACAGUAGCAACUUAGAUACGACUGAUAAAUAAUACAUCCAACAUCAGGGGGAAAUGGACGAUGAGAAAUUCAUCAGUCUUGUGAGGAAGGAUUAAUAGAAGAAUACAUUUGCAACUGCUGGAUUCGGAAAUGCUGGAUAACAAUCUAUUAAAGAUUAGAAAUCCUUGAACAUCAUCGUGGAGAAUGAAAGUUCAGAGAAUUCUCCAUCUUUAGAAAAUGCGUUGGAUUUGACUAAUUAAUUACAGAGAAAUAAGGAUCCAAAAUUAACAUUCAAUUACAACUUUGAUAAUCAGAUGAAUGAUUUAUAGAACAAGUAUCAACAAUAUCAAAGAAAUGCCACUGAAUCAAAUCACUCAAUGAUGCGAUAAGAUAAUCGACAACCUUCCAUUCGAUAGAACUCCUCAAGAUCUCAAACUUACAGUCCGAUCACAUCGAACAAUAUCACUGCCAAUUCAUUUAGAUCUUAAAUGAAAUAAAAUGACAACACCCAAUCAGCUUCAGGUCUUCACAGGAGGUUUGUUUAUUCAUCAUUACACCAUCUAGAUCCAUAUCAGGAGUGGCUAGAUAGUAUACUGACAGUCCAGAAAUCUAAAGUAGAAGAGGAACCAAUCGGAAAAAGUCAACCAAAACAGGAACGAAGAUCUCGAUAGCUCAUUCGCAGUUUCAACCAUUCAGUGGAUUCGAUGUAUAAAAUAAGAUCUCUUAUCAAUCUUGUAGAAUCCUGUGGGCUUUACACUUGGGGACAAUGAUUUUGAGAAGCUGUACUUAUUCGAAAUCUAUCUGCCUUACAACAAUUAUGACAUUGUGAUCUUCAAGUAAAUACACUAUUCACUUUCCUUAGAUUCAAUCAGUUUAACAGGAGUAAACAAUUAAAAAGACUCUCUAGAUACUUCUUUUCGUUCAAAUUAGCCCAGUAGAUCCAAAGAUUGAAAGCCAAGUAAUCAUUAUUAAAUUAGCAUUUAAGAUAGCACAAUACAAUAUAGAAUUGA